AUGGCCACAGCACCACCCAGAAGACCCAGAUGGCACCACCACCCUCCUCCUCCUCCCACUCCCAGGAUCCUUCACUUCCCUCGCCGUCCUCGCCGGAGACCCCCUCCCGUAGGUGCUCGGAAAGUCAACAACAAGUUGGAGACUCUCUUUGAUCGAGAAAGAAUAGUGGUUUUGAGUGAACGGAGGAGGGAGAGAGUGGAAAGUGUGAGCGAGAGUGAGAAAGGGUGUGCUUUGGAGGAAGAGAAGUGGAAGUUUCAGGCUGAGAUGUUGAGGGCAGAAUGUAACUUGUUGAGAAUGGAGAAGGAGAUUGCUGUUAAGAAGUUAGAGAGAACUCGUGUUAAGAUGGAAACAACUCUAAGAUCUGCGCUUCACCCUCUUCUUUCUAGAAGAAUAAAGAUUUGUGAAGGAAAGAAUGUCGAUAAGGUUUUGGAUGAAGAGAUUCAUGAUUUGACAGUGAAACUUCAGAAAUUGCGGAAGAGAUCAACGGUUAAGGAUUUAGGGGCUAGGAAUAACAGAAAUUUUGACAAACAGGCUUCUGUUCUGCAGAGACGACUUGAGAAGAUUGGAGGAUCGUCCGAUGAGGUAUAUUUGACGGGGUUUCAAGAGAUGGAAAAUGUAAGAUUGUCUAUUAAAACAAGUGGCAGAUUUCAUGACAGCGUUGUUCCAAGUGGAAAACUAAAUGUGGAGAUUCUGAGGAGGAAAAUGGAGGGGUUGUCAAAGGGGAUAUUAUUACAAAGAAUGGAGGAAGAAUAUAAUUCACUGCUGUCUACUGCUAGUAAUUCUCUUGCAAGUUCUGGCUCAACUUCCAAGAGAGUUGAAUUUCAAGAUUCAUCUUCCGUACGAGUACCUCAUCAGGCAUAUCCUUGAUUUCUUUGCUCAUCACUAGUUGAUAGGAAUAUGUGUUCAGGACAUUGCAAGACUAUUGUUCGAAGAAUUGUAGAGCAAGUUAGAGCUGAGACUGAGCAGUGGUCUCAAAUGCAGGAGAUGCUUGGUCAGGUGAGGGAAGAAAUGGAGGAAUUGCAGGCUUCACGAGAUCAUUGGGAAGAUCGAGCUCGGCAUUCUGAUUCUCAAAUCCAAUCCCUACACAAUGCUGUGCAAGAAUGGAAACAACGAGCUCUUUCAUCUGAAAGCAAAACAAAUGAGCUUGAAGCAAAACUCUCUGUGCUCUGUGGUGAUCUUGAAAGGUUGAGGAAGGAACAAAAUGCAGCUCAGGAGACCAAAUGUUCACCAAUUCCCUUGGAGUCACAGAAUGAGUUGGAGAAGCGAAUAAUGGUUUGUUGCUCAAAGGAAAAUAAUAAUGCUAAAGAAAACAGCAAACAUAAUGAGGUUUUAAGAAAAGGACAUGCUACUAGAGGUGGAAUCAUAGCCCCAAAACGAUCACCAUUCCAAGACAUUGGGAACCAAUCAUCAUUGAUGAGGCAAAAUGGCAAAGCAGUUUUCCCUUUGCAUUGCCAUCUUUCUGCAGAAGUUGAGAAAAUUUACCAGUGA
Abrus precatorius (Indian licorice) is the source of this 1488-nucleotide messenger RNA. Its product is annotated as cingulin. Lineage: Eukaryota; Viridiplantae; Streptophyta; Magnoliopsida; Fabales; Fabaceae. The record is from RefSeq and is a predicted model, not a curated record. The transcript has 5 exons.